Molecule: messenger RNA, 247 nt
Organism: Protopolystoma xenopodis
Lineage: Eukaryota; Metazoa; Platyhelminthes; Monogenea; Polystomatidea; Polystomatidae
Source: the annotation of a GenBank genome assembly
UGUGUGCUUGUCGUGCUGGGAACAAUUAUUAUCUUUGUCGAGCAGAAGAAGAAACGCCUUUAUAAUUUUUCCAGACUCAAAUGGACGCCUGAUGCCAAUCAGGAAAUUGAAAGUGAUACCGAUUCUGGCGAGGAGGAGGAGGAGGUGCUGGAGUAACAAAGUCUAUGCUUCUAUUUUAACUAAAAUAGGCUUUAUCUUGAUUUACUCUCGAUUACUUGUGCAUACAGUCAUGUGGACGAUGAUCUAG